Molecule: messenger RNA, 559 nt
Organism: Vitrella brassicaformis
Lineage: Eukaryota; Vitrellaceae
Source: the annotation of a GenBank genome assembly
AUGGUAAGCUAUGUGUGUACCAUCUCUACUUCAUUUACAUACUGUGUUGUCUUCGUGGCUGCAGCACGCCAUGGAGCAGUACUUGUCCAACAAGGAUCACCCGCACGUGGCGCAGCUCUCUCUGCGAGGAGGUCAUCGAGGUGCGGGAGGCCGCCGUCAAGACAUGGCUCAAGAAGCAGACCCAUCACAUGCCUGCCAGGUGAAUGAGAGGAUCAACCCGCCACAGAAAGGCCUUCAAAACAUGUGUGCCACACACACAUACAUCUGUCGCACGUGUGUGUCUGCAGAGGCGGUCAAGGGGGCGUUUCGCGAGCUGCAGAUGCUCGACCACAUGCGCCGCAGCCCCGCCCUCACCUCAAAGCUGCCCUCGCCAGCCCCGGUCGACGCCCUCGACCACCUCACACGGUUGGUGGGCGGCAGGUUUCAUGAGAGGCCGUGCGCCCUCAUCUGCCGCCACCAGCUGCUGGAGGCGGUGCGGGAGCACAUGGCCAGCGAGGCUGCCCCUCAACCCGCCCGCACCACCAGCUCAGGGUCGUGGCCGCCCUGCCGCGUCGUCUAA